Messenger RNA from Babjeviella inositovora NRRL Y-12698, 3042 nucleotides. It is a transcript of the gene UBA1, whose product is annotated as E1 ubiquitin-activating protein. Gene Ontology annotation, cellular component: SUMO activating enzyme complex; cytoplasm. The transcript has a single exon. Lineage: Eukaryota; Fungi; Ascomycota; Pichiomycetes; Serinales. The record is from RefSeq and is a predicted model, not a curated record. Gene Ontology annotation, biological process: protein sumoylation. The coding region runs from base 1 to 3042 and encodes 1013 amino acids. Gene Ontology annotation, molecular function: SUMO activating enzyme activity.
AUGGAAAUCGACAAACAAGAAAACAAGAUGGACGAAGGUCUCUACUCCAGACAGUUGUAUGUAUUGGGCAAGGACGCCAUGCUCAAGAUGCAAAACUCGAAUGUGUUGAUCAUUGGGUUGAAGGGGUUGGGAAUGGAAAUCGCCAAGAACGUGGCGCUCGCGGGGGUCAAGUCGUUAUCACUCUAUGACCCGACGCCAGUUGCGCUUUCUGAUUUAUCGUCGCAGUUUUUUCUCUCGCCUGAAGACGUGGGCAAGCCUAGAGCUCUCACCUCCUCGGUGAAGCUCAGCGAGUUAAAUCAAUACGUACCAAUUAGCGUCAUCUCAGAAUUGAGCGAACUGACGUUGGCAACCUUCCAGGUGGUGGUCGCCACUGAAACCAGUUUAGAGCAGCAGGUCCAAAUCAACACGCUCACCCACGCCAGAAACAUUAAGUUCAUUGCCGCCGACGUGCGCGGGUUGUUCGCACAGGCGUUCGUGGAUCUCGGGCCAGACUUCACCGUGAUUGAUUCCACAGGUGAAGAGCCAGUACAAGGGAUCAUCUCCGAUAUUGAAACCGACGGAACCAUCACCAUGCUUGAUGACAACCGUCACGGGAUGGAAUCCGGUGACUAUGUCAGGUUUACCGAAGUUGAGGGUAUGGAAGCCUUGAACGAUGGUACGCCAUACAAGAUCCAGAAUCUCGGCCCAUAUGCCUUCAAGGUGGAACUUCCGGCAAACGCCGGGUCCUACGCCAAGGGCGGUAUCUUCACCCAGGUCAAGAUGCCGCAGCAGGUGUCAUUUCAACCGCUUUUGCAGCAGUUGCAAGCGCCGGAGUACGUCUACUCGGACUUUGCCAAGUUUGAUCGCCCACCCCAGUACCACGUGGGUUUCCAGGCGUUACACGCGUUCCAAACCAGACACAGCCAGUUGCCGAGACCUCACCAUGCAGAGGACGCGGCCGAGUUGGUCAGGCUCGCGAAAGAGAUCGCUGUUCAGGUGCCAGCUAUCCUAGGUGAAGCCGCCGUGAACGAAAAACUCAUCACCGAGUUGGCGUACCAGGCCAGAGGAGAUAUCCCGGGGAUGGUGGCGGUCUAUGGGGGUUUAUUGGCCCAGGAGGUCUUGAAGGCGUGUUCCGGCAAAUUCAACCCGGUCAAGCAGUGGUUGUACUUUGACUCACUCGAGUCAUUGCCGGAUGCUGAAAAGUAUCCGAGAUCCGAAGAGACGUGCAAGCCGACCGGAUCCCGCUACGACAACCAGGUCGCGGUGUUUGGUGCAGCUUACCAGAAGGCGAUUGCGGAUGUACGGGUAUUCUUGGUCGGUUCUGGUGCCAUUGGGUGCGAGAUGUUAAAGAACUGGGCCAUGAUGGGCCUCGGGUCUGGAGAACACGGCAAGAUCAUUGUCACCGACAUGGACUCUAUUGAGAAGUCCAACUUGAACAGACAGUUUUUGUUUAGACCAAAAGACGUGGGCAAGAACAAAUCGGAGGUGGCUGCGGCUGCGGUUUCGCAGAUGAACCCAGACUUGGCUGGCAAGAUCCAGGCAAGCUUGGAGAAGGUGGGUGCCGACACCGAGCACAUUUUUGACGAUGCGUUCUGGAACGGGAUCGACUUUGUCACCAAUGCGUUGGACAAUGUCGAAGCCCGGACCUAUGUUGACCGUCGCUGUGUGUUCUACAAGAAGGCGCUUCUCGAAUCCGGAACCUUGGGGACCAAGGGUAACACCCAGGUGGUUAUCCCUGACGUUACUGAGAGUUACUCGUCCUCCCAGGACCCCCCAGAGAAGUCCAUUCCGUUGUGCACCUUGAGAUCGUUCCCAAACAAAAUCGACCACACCAUCGCGUGGGCCAAGUCAUUGUUCCAAGGCUACUUUGCAGACGCGCCAGAGAACGUGAACUUGUACCUCACCCAGCCAGAUUUUGUGGAGUCCACGUUAAAGUCCAGCGGCGACGUCAAGGGCGUGUUGGAGACAGUAUCGACCUACUUGAACGAGCGUCCGUACGCGUUCGACGACUGUAUCAAAUGGGCCAGAUUGCAGUUCGAGGAGAAGUUCAACCAUGAGAUUCACCAGUUAUUGUACAACUUCCCUAAGGAUGCCACCACCUCCGCUGGCGCGCCGUUCUGGUCCGGUCCCAAGAGAGCGCCGGAAGCGUUACAGUUUGAUAUCAACAACGAGGACCAUUACCACUUUGUCGUGGCUGGGGCGAACUUACUUGCUUUCAUAUACGGGUUGAAGGGCGAUGCCAUGCCUGAAACCUACAAAAGGGUGAUUGCUGAGGUUGAGGCCACCUUGGAACCAUUCACUCCGAAGUCCGGGGUCAAGAUCCAGGCGAAUGACAACGACCCAGAUCCAAACGCUGAUGUCAGCGCCGACGAUGACGUGGUGAGAAAGUUGGCGGGUUCGUUACCGGCAUCUGCCAGCCUCGCGGGCUACCGCUUGACCCCGGUAGAGUUCGAAAAAGACGACGACACCAAUCACCACAUCGAGUUCAUCGCCGCAGCGUCAAACUGCCGUGCCUUGAACUACGCGAUCGAGACGGCAGAUCGCCAGAAGACCAAGUUCAUUGCCGGGAGAAUCAUUCCGGCGAUCGCCACCACUACUUCGUUGGUCACAGGCUUGAUUUGUCUCGAGUUGUACAAGGUUGUCGCCGGCAAGACCGACGUCGAGCAGUACAAGAACGGGUUCAUCAACCUCGCGUUGCCAUUCUUUGGCUUCUCCGAGCCGAUUGCGUCCCAGAAGAGCAAGUACAACGACAAGGAGUUCGACAAGAUUUGGUCGCGUUUCGAGUUAGAGGGUAACUUGACAUUGAGGCAGAUCAUAGAUCACUUCGAACAGAAGGAGGGCUUAGAGAUCACCAUGCUCUCGUACGAUGUGUCGUUGUUGUACGCGUCCUUCUUCCCACCAAAGAAGUUGAAGGACAGAUAUGACUUGAAGAUCACCGAUUUGAUCAAGGAGGUGUCCAAGAAGGAUGUUGAGCCUCAUGUAAAGAAUAUCAUCUUGGAGGUGUGUGUUGAUGACAAGGAGGGCGAAGAUGUCGAGGUUCCGUUUGUGUGUAUCAAGUUGUAG